AUGCCCGAUCCGGACUGUAGCCGCACCAGAAAGCGCAAGUUGUCGGAGGGACAGCCUUCUGCCGCCCCUCAUUUGCUGCUUUCCCAGCAGCAACAACCCAUGCCAAGUUUGGCUACCACUACAGCACAUACCCAAGCUCUAUACGAUUCAUACACUUCGCUAAAGUAUUCGAGUGGAGAGCAUCGAAGUGGUGCAGGAGUGAAACGUAAACCUGACGAGCAGCUUGAAGGAACGAAGGUAGGGUUAUCUGGUCAAACGGUCAGUUCUCUUCCCGUGCCUAAAGUCGCGAUCAAAACGAGUGGCAAGCAGUUAACAAACAAGACGGGUGCUAGAACGAAGCCAAGUGCCGAGGGCGAAUACCAGCUAAUAAAGAAUGAAGUGCUUGUUUCACCUUACCGUAAUCAAUAUGAAGUGCUCGAGUUUCUCGGUAAGGGCACUUUCGGUCAGGUGGUUAAAGCUUGGAAGAAAGGCACCAAUGAAAUUGUGGCCAUCAAAAUACUCAAAAAGCACCCGUCUUAUGCUCGACAAGGGCAAAUUGAGGUCUCAAUAUUAUCAAGAUUAAGUAAUGAAAAUGCUGAAGAAUUCAAUUUCGUACGCGCUUUUGAAUGUUUUCAACAUAAGCAUCACACUUGUUUGGUGUUCGAAAUGCUGGAACAAAACUUGUACGAUUUUCUCAAGCAAAACAAAUUCACACCACUUCCGCUCUCAAACAUUCGACCAAUCGUUCAGCAGGUGUUGACAGCAUUACUCAAGCUCAAGCAUCUUGGUCUCAUACAUGCCGAUCUAAAACCGGAAAAUAUAAUGCUGGUCGAUCCAACUAAUCAACCGUUUCGCGUUAAAGUGAUUGACUUUGGCUCGGCAUCUCACCGUAGCAAAGCAGUCACUAAUACUUACCUUCAGUCGCGUUAUUAUCGCGCACCAGAAAUUAUACUUGGUUUACCCUUUCGUGAAUCAAUUGAUAUGUGGUCAUUGGGAUGCGUGAUUGCCGAAUUAUUCCUUGGUUGGCCGUUGUAUCCAGGUAGUAGUGAAUAUGAUCAAAUUCGCUAUAUCGUUCAAACGCAAGGCCUACCACCGCUUCAAAUGCUGUCUACAGCUGCCAAAACACACCGUUUUUUCAAACAGAUUCACGAUAGCGGCGUAGCGCCCUACUGGCGUCUGAAAACGCCCGAAGAGCAUGAGCAUGAGACAUCAAGUAAGUCGAAGGAAACGCGCAAGUAUGUCUUCAAUUGUCUCGACGAUGUAUCUCAGGUCCGGGUUAAUAUAGCCACAGAUUUGGAUGGAUUAGAUUUGCUUUGUGAAAAGUUGGAUCGUCAGGAGUUUGUUGAUGUAUUAAAGAAGAUGUUAUGUAUGGAUCAAGAUAGGCGCAUUAACCCAUAUGAAGGAUUGCAUCAUCCAUUCAUUACUAUGGGUCGUAUGGUCGAAUACGCUCGAACUAAAUAUUUUCAAAUAUGUGCACAACGUAUGGAAGUGUGCGUACGUAACGGUCGUUCGGCAGUUCAGUCGCAACUAUUUCAACAUCGUGGUGCCGCAGCCGCAGCGCAAGCUGCACCUUCGGUCGCGGGACAAUCUACGGCUCCGAUUCUUGCCGCUCCCGUUGCCGGUGCUCAAGCGGCCGCUCCUGCGGUUCCGCAAGUACCACAGUUGCAGCAGACUGACUUCAGUCAUAUCCUGAAUCAGUACGGUGCCGCUGCAGCGGCAGCCGUUGCUGGUACACAGGGUGCAAAUCCUUCAUAUAUAUACCAACCACUGGCCGCUGUUCUGCCAUAUGCACGUCAAACGCAGUUGGUCAGUUUCACGGGUGCACAUGCGGCAGCCGGUGCACUAAUGCCGCAAUUCGUGCCGGUUUCAUUAGUGGAUCCGGGCAUGCUGGCUGCAGCAUCAGCAUUGCCGCAAGCCGGACCAACAGGGUGGCCGUCUGCACCGCCAGCAGCUCCGUUGGUUUCUUGGCCAGUUGCUUGUGCGGCAGCAGCCGCAUGCGCAGCCGCACAGCAACCUUCAACGGCUGCAGCGCUGUUCCCGAACGAAUUCCUUCUGCCGAACGCCGCCACCGUGCAGGCGCUCACUUCGUCACGCAAUGCUGCAGCCGUCGCUGCUGCGGCUGCAGCACAACAGUUCUCGCACAUCUUUCCACCUCAACCAAAAAAUUUUACCGAAAUGAACAUCGCUCAGUCACAAAUGGAUUACUGGGCACAACCUUACGUACAGCAGUCGAGACGUACAGGCACUUCAAGCAGUAGUGACUAUUGUGCACAACCCUACGUGCCACCGUCGCGUCGUGCUGGAACAUCGAGUAGCGGCAUAGCGGUACCAAACGUCAACAAUUUCCGUCUGAGGACUGCCCAAAAUGGACUCAUCAAAGAUCCGGCUAUUGUUGCCACUGGACCGCGUUUGAGCAAUAAUAAUGAAACACCGAAGUAUUUAGAUGCCGCGAGGUGCGCGAAAAACGUGAAAGUGAAGAGUAGCUGUUCACCAUCGCCAGCCGUUUCCGUAAUCACCCUAUCAUCUUCGGAUGAGGAUGAAAGUCAGCAUGCUUUCGGAGCAUCAACUGGAUCGAGCACCAGUGUGGCAUCCUCUUCACUGACUUCGUCGUUGGUGAGCAAUGCAUCUGGAUCAGGUUCUUUGUUAGUUGGGAGUGCAGUUCGUAAGCCAAGCACACGAUGUGCGGUUGUUCGUCCAAUGCUUGAUGUCAAACGCGAAAUGGCUGAAGAUGUUGGAAAUGCUAAUAUACGACAGCUAAUGCCAAACAUUGAUAUUGCUGCUGCGUAA
Molecule: messenger RNA, 2766 nt
Organism: Anisakis simplex (herring worm)
Lineage: Eukaryota; Metazoa; Nematoda; Chromadorea; Rhabditida; Anisakidae
Source: the annotation of a GenBank genome assembly